UCCCCUCUACACCACCCAAAUUUGAACAAAGAGGCGGACUUCAGUUGUCUGACAGUUACAGCUGGUCACAAUAGUCCGUCACACCUGACUGGUCGCACUAAGGAUGACUGGAUGAGGGAGGUAGAAAAGGGCUGCACAUUGCUGGUGUUGGCAGUAUAUUGUAGAGAUCACACCGUGUAGAUUAGUCAAUUGUAGCCUCAUCUAGAUCAAGGAACUAGCUAGGCUUCCUUCUAUACCUUCAUCAACAGAUUAUCAGGUUGGGGAUAGCUCUGAUUUGAUUCUGGUGUACGGAAUUGAACCAUCUCUGUGAUCCUUUAUUUCGUUGGACUAUUGCUGAACGGCUAGCCUGCCUGUCCUUAGUGCUGUGACAAGCUUGGUAUUAAAGGUGUCCUCACAUCAAUGUUUGGCACCAACACUACUGAAUUGUUUCCUCUGGACACAAAUGUGCAUCGCUUCCUGGAUACUAGCAUCUGAAACAUGAUUCUGGGAGCUGACAACAGAGCUGAUUCCUGCAAUUGGUUAGAGUGUACUAUGGACACUGAUGCCAGCAUCAACGACCACAUGACCUCGGAUGAGAUGUACAUGCAGCUUCAAGCUGAUAUGGUAAACAUCAAAGCUCAGGAGCAAGCCCUCCAGUCUGAGAUCAGCAACAUUAAGUCGAAGUUCACAAAUCUGCUCCAGACCUGCGGCCUGGAAGAUGAGUUCCCGGUUGAUGACAACGUGAAAAUGUCCACACCAAGAAGGCCUGCUCAUGCCAACGAUGGAACUCCAAGACGCACUAACUUCAACUACGCAGACUUCUUGAUAGAACAGCUCCUUGCUGGAAAUACCUUAACAGACUCUGAUCUGUCCAUCAGCCCUGAAGAUACACGAAACUCAGCUGAGGUUGAACCCGAGAACCUGAACCAAGUUGAUGCUUGCAACCUUCUCAGUGCCAGCUCAACAGCAGUCCCAAACCAGAAUGUGUUCCGCACAGACAAUCACCACGUCACUGUUGCUUCAAAUGUGCUUCGCCAGGUCAUGCCAAACAACAUUGAUGUUACCACAUCUGAGAAUGGAGUUGCUACUUCCUCGGAUUCUUACCCCCAGUCAUCCUCAGACUCUUCAGAUAACCAAGUUGUGCCUGAUCUUGACCGUGAGAAGGACCUUGAUUCUCGCAGGCAUUAUUAUUCAGACUUUACUAUUGACAGACAGAGGAAGAUUAACCAGCUCCUUCUCCAGCUUAAGCAGAACAACAACACCACCCUUCUCAGCAGGCCCGAGGUUUUCCCUGGUGGCGACAGCUCCGAGCGACUUGUUGAGGGAGCUGAACAGCAGGUGUCCUUCCGAAAGGUCAUGAUCAACAGGCGUACUUCCACUGCCAGUUCCAGGUCCAGCGGAACUGAUUCAGCGUCUGCAUCCAGCACCAUGAAGAAAUCCAGCCGAUCUACAAGUCGUCGUAAUAAGACAUCUUCAUCUCGCACAAGUAGUCACCCACUGAUGUCCUCUACCAUGAUCUCUGACCCCUCCAACGUCAUGCCCAGCAGCAGCUCCAACAGCAGUGUCUACACCUGGUCCAUUGACGAGAACUCUGACCCAGCUGACCUUCAGGGAUCCUACCUGAGGAGCAGACACAGCAGACACAGCAGCAAGCACAAGUCUCACCGAGUCCGCAUGCCUAGAGUGUCUACUGAACGCAAGAAGCGACGUCACCACCGUCACAGCGAGGCUCCAUCUCUCCACCUCACCCAUAUGGUUUCCACCAUUCGAGACGUCCACCUGCAGCAACCGAGUCUUCGCAGAGAACAACUCAUCCAGCCCUCUGACGUAGAUGAUACCCUGGACUCCUCUCCUCUCCAAGAACGACUUGCUCCCGGCAAGUCCAGCUCCAGUGGUAGCAGUGCGGUGGCCUCGUCAACCCAUGCAACUGACUCAUCUCUCAUCGACACUGUGCUCACAGACAGUCCAGCUGAUUCCGUAAAUAGUAGUGGUCUUUACGCUCCCUGCAACUCCCCCCGCUACAGCAGUGUUGGCUCUCACUGUGGCUACACCACCGUCAGCAGCAGUGUACCAUCAACCUCCAGCAAUGAAUACAGAGCACCGUUGCCAACACCAGCCACAGUUAAACCAGAAGAUUCCAUCUUCAAGAUCCCCCACAGUCCUAUUGGGAAGAAGAGGUCAUCAAAGAAGAGUGUCAGCCAUAGCCCCAGUGUCCGUACCUCAACACCCCGCCCACCCUACUCUGGCGGAUCAGUCCGCAGUGAGCCUGUCAUGAGGAGGAAGCUGUUCUCUUCGGGUGCAGUUGGCGCAACAGAACACAAGAUCCUGGACAAGAAGGCCCUGGUUCGCAAGUUCAAGAAGUUCAGUCAUCACUUUCACAAGAGCGACAAGUCCAGCAAGAUCAAGACCCUUGCCCAGUUGUAAAUCGAACAAUUUGUGCUCCUGAUUUUAAUAGUGCGAAUGUGAUGUUCACUUGUACAGGACAUUUGUGAAUAGUGUGGUUGUGAAGACAAUAGAACCUGCGACUUCGAGGUUGUGAUUACAAAGAAAGUGACUUUGUGUAAAUGUUGUGAAUAGUGUGGUUGUGAAGACAAUAGAACCUGCGACUUCGAGGUUGUGAUUACAAAGAAAGUGACUUUGUGUAAAUGUUGUGAAUAAUCAUCGGUGAUAUUACUCUUUCUGCAAUUCCCAGAAUCUUUCAUUACAAUUCCACAUUAUCAUUCAAAACCACAGCUGUCUUUCCCAGUGCAAUACAAUUUCAUGCAUACCAAACAGAUUCUUGCUCAUUGUAUAUUGUAAAUAUGUAAAUAUGUCAGAUAAAUGCUAUUUAUUUUCUUGUGAAGAACACAGGAACAGUGCUACAAUA
Haliotis rubra (blacklip abalone) is the source of this 2845-nucleotide messenger RNA. RefSeq names its product serine-rich adhesin for platelets-like. The record is from RefSeq and is a predicted model, not a curated record. Lineage: Eukaryota; Metazoa; Mollusca; Gastropoda; Lepetellida; Haliotidae.